GGCCGUUCACUGAAUCAGCGGUGCGCAGAUGGAUAUACUUUUCAAUUCAUUACUUUUUCCAAUCAACGCAGAACGUUCUGUGCAUGCACUGUAAGUAAAUAUUAAGGGCAGCUGCUAUAUAUGGGAUUAUGAAAAUGACAGGAUAUUGUAAUGACUCACUUUGAUAGUCUGAAAAGGUUACGACGAUUUAUGGAUGUUCGUUUUCAUGUAUUCAUGCAUAUAGUGCCUAUAUUCAUUAUCAGCAGCUUAUGACAGGACGUCUGAACCUAGUAAUUUGUACAAGGGAGGUGACAUCUGUUCGAUAUUAAUUCAGGAUCAAUUUUGCACAUUUGUGUGUGUGUCAUGUCAUUAACCACGGAACGUUAUAAGGGCGAAGCAAGAGGAAGAAACUUUCAUUCAUAGAAGAGUAUUGAAGAAUAAAGUUUUUGGUAUUUUAAGAGAAAGCAAAGUCCAUCGACAUCGUCGUUUGUAAACUUCUGUAAGGGAAGUCCAUCAACCACUCCUUUAAAUACACACUCCCGUCAUCCCGAAACUAUAUAUAGCACAUGUACAGCAUUUGUUGUCAAUAACGAACGGCUCUGCAUUUAUUAUGCAAUAUUGUGGGACAACUACCACGGCGGCGGUAGUUUACAAUAUAUGUGCAGCUGACAACCACACUACCUCGAGUCCUAGACAUAUAUUUGCAAAAAGUCAACUCUUUAGUUCGUGGAAUCUGUAUAUAUGCUUUUUAUCCGUCCUACUCAACCUCUUAGGAAACCCACUUAUAAUCCUGGUUAUUUACAAAACAUCUGCAAUGCACAACUUCACUCAUUAUCUUUUUGUGAACUUGGCUGUGUCUGAUGUGCUGUUGGGGCUAUCGAGUAUCGUUUCCUUUGCAAUACGAGAAACGCUAAAAGAAGGCUCGGAGGCUUUUUCUUUAGAUUGGGUAUGUAAACUGGUCCAUACCUGCCCUAUUCCUGCUGUCAGUAUGACAGUUUCUAGUUUCACCUUAACAGUAAUCACGUGGGAACGGUGCUACCACAUUUCACAACCUUUUAAAGCGAGAGUCGCACAACGCAACACAAAGCUCGUAGUGGGGAUAAUUUGGGCAGUUGCGGUGGUAAUAUUGAUUCCAGUUUUAGUGUACACAAAAUUUGUCCGAGAAAAACAUUCAUGUGUGAUUGCUGUUCCGCAUUUGAAAGUUUAUGUGAUUUUUCUAACUUUCAUCGCAUUCGUCGGGCCACUAGGACUUAUGUUGUACUGCUAUUAUAAAACUGUGGUUAUGUUGUGGUUUUCAAAGACGGACCAAAUGCUGGGUAGCUUCCCAGCGAAUAGAACAGCACUUCGAAGGCAUCGAAAAACAGUCACAAAGUUUUUGGGUGUUGUAAUCAUCUCGUUUAUUGUAUGCUCCGUUCCGGUUGCUGUCAUGCUUGUGGCUAGGCGGUAUCUCACAGUUCCAAACACAUUAUUCUUCUCUACAGUAUUGUUGGGGAUGUUUAGCUCAAGUGUAAAUCCAGUUAUAUUUAUGGCUCAAAACCGACAGUUUCGAAACGGUUUAAAGAAUCUUGUGUUUGAGCAAAAUUCUUUGAUUAUAUCCAAUCCCAGAAGAGCUGGCAGUAAGAAUAUGGCAAACACUAUUGCGUAAUUUUUUAGUUUCCAGUGUACCACAUUGAACAUCGAUAUUGCCAUAUUGGCAUAAUUAUAUUACUUCAUGUAAUGUAUCUUUUCAAAUGUAAAACCUCAAUUAAGUUCACUGUUUUAAGUUAAAACUUGUAAAUAGAAAUAUGAAUAGCUUAUAUGUUCCAGGCUAAAUGAUAAUAACAUAAGUCUACCAGAUUUUAUUAAAGGCUGUUUUCCACUUACGCGUUUUUCAUACGCACGUAC
Messenger RNA from Dendronephthya gigantea, 1863 nucleotides. Its product is annotated as neuropeptide Y receptor type 1-like. The record is from RefSeq and is a predicted model, not a curated record. Bases 590 to 1624 code for a protein of 344 amino acids. Gene Ontology annotation, cellular component: membrane. Gene Ontology annotation, biological process: G protein-coupled receptor signaling pathway. The transcript has 2 exons. Lineage: Eukaryota; Metazoa; Cnidaria; Anthozoa; Malacalcyonacea; Nephtheidae. Gene Ontology annotation, molecular function: G protein-coupled receptor activity; peptide binding.